This is a messenger RNA of Brassica oleracea var. oleracea, 1148 nucleotides long. RefSeq lists its product as uncharacterized. The transcript is spliced from 3 exons. The record is from RefSeq and is a predicted model, not a curated record. Lineage: Eukaryota; Viridiplantae; Streptophyta; Magnoliopsida; Brassicales; Brassicaceae. The coding region runs from base 104 to 961 and encodes 285 amino acids.
AAAUUUGUUACAUGGGCCUACUGUAAGAAAAGAAAGAGGCCCAAAUAAAAGCCUAUAGUUCAUUAGCAAAGCCUGCAUUUAGACUCUUCCAGAUCUCCAAACAAUGCAAUUAUUAGACUUCUCCUCCGCCUUUCUCCACCCACGCGCCGCCGCGUUAGCCACCACCUCCGGCGUAACAAUUUCCACAAAAUUCCACUCUACAAACGUAUUGACACCCUACUUUCCACCUUCCACGACACUACAUCUACCUUCCUCUCCCUCACGUAGAUGUUUCACGUGCCGAAUCGGCGACGAUGAUUAUUGUAGCGAGGAUGAAACUGAAACCGAUGAAGAUGAUUAUCUGGUUGAUUUCUUGACAGAUGGAAAGACGGAGGAUUUGGUGGUGGUAGGCGACGAUGGGGUUCUCAUAGAGGUGAAGAAGCUCGAGAAGAGCUCGCGGCGAAUCCGUUCGAAGAUUGGUAUGGAGGCGAGCCUCGACGCCGUGUGGAGCGUAUUGACUGAUUACGAGAAGCUGUCGGAUUUCAUCCCGGGCCUUGUCGUUAGCGAGUUGGUCGAGAAGGAAGGCAACCGUGUUCGUCUUUUCCAGAUGGGGCAGCAGAACUUAGCAUUGGGUCUUAAGUUCAAUGCCAAAGCCGUUCUUGAUUGUUUCGAGAAGGAGCUUCAGAUUCUACCCAAUGGGAGGAGACGCGAAAUCGAUUUUAAGAUGGUCGAAGGAGAUUUCCAAUUGUUUGAAGGCAAAUGGUCCAUUGAACAAUUAGACAAAGGGAUUCAAGGGGAGGCUUUGGAUCUACAGUUUAAAGAUUUUCCGACGACGCUUGCAUACACUGUAGAUGUUAAGCCGAAGAUGUGGUUACCUGUGCGGCUUGUGGAAGGAAGAUUGUGCAAAGAGAUAAAAACUAACCUUUUGAGUAUUCGAGAUACAGCUCAGAAAGUCAUUGAAGGUGUUAUCCAUGAUCUUUGAGUUUUCUUUCUCAAGUUGAAGUAGUGUUCUACUUCUCUGCAGGUUAUAGAUAAGAUACAAUAAGCCUUUAUAGGUUUUUGUUUUGGAUUAUUUAUGAAAGCUUAUGUAAUUGGCUUUACAUACACGCAGUAUUCCACUUGUAUACUCUGAUCUAUAUAGUCUUUGAAUAUACCAAAAUUUUCCAACA